UUUAGUACCCUCUCUUGUGACUAUGUCUUCUCACCACAGGUGCAUUUUCAUAUAAGAUAAUUUUUUCAGAAAUGAACCAAGGAACGUGAGUGCAUCUCUAUUCAUGUUGGCCAGGCUGGAGUUCAGAUAGGAAAUGCAUGCUGGGAACUUUUCUGCCUGGAGCACGGCAUUCAGCCCGACGGCACCUUCAAGGAACUGCACGAUAAACUCAACUACGAUGACUCCUUUACCACAUUUUUUAAUGAAACGGCCACGGGGAAGCAUGUGCCACGGGCUGUAAUGGUGGACCUGGAGCCAACUGUGGUAGAUGAAGUGAGAGCUGGCACCUUCCGGGAACUUUUUCAUCCAGAACAGCUGAUCACUGGAAAGGAAGACGCAGCUAACAACUAUGCUCGAGGUCACUACACCAUCGGCAAAGAAAGCAUUGACAUGGUGCUGGAUCGUGUCCGUAAGCUGACUGAUGCCUGUUCCGGACUGCAGGGAUUCCUGAUCUUCCACAGCUUUGGUGGGGGUACCGGCUCUGGCUUUACCUCCUUACUGAUGGAACGCCUCUCCAUGGAUUAUGGAAAGAAGUCCAAACUGGAGUUUGCCAUCUACCCAGCCCCUCAGGUCUCCACCGCUGUGGUGGAGCCCUACAAUUCCAUCCUGACCACACACACCACCUUGGAGCACUCAGACUGCGCCUUCAUGGUGGAUAAUGAGGCCAUCUACGACAUCUGCCGCAGAAACCUGGACAUCGAGCGCCCCACUUACACUAACCUCAACCGCCUCAUCAGCCAGAUUGUCUCCUCCAUCACCGCCUCACUGCGCUUCGACGGUGCCCUCAAUGUGGAUCUGACGGAGUUCCAGACCAACCUGGUGCCCUACCCGCGCAUCCACUUCCCCUUAGUGACCUACGCCCCCAUCAUCUCCUCCGACAGAGCCUAUCACGAGCAGCUCUCAGUGGCUGAAAUCACCAGCUCCUGCUUUGAGCCCAACAACCAGAUGGUGAAGUGCGACCCAAGACACGGGAAGUACAUGGCCUGCUGCAUGCUCUACCGCGGUGACGUCGUUCCCAAAGACGUCAACGUGGCAAUUGCUGCCAUCAAGACUAAGAGAACCAUCCAGUUUGUCGACUGGUGUCCAACUGGCUUCAAGGUUGGGAUCAACUAUCAGCCUCCUACAGUAGUUCCUGGUGGAGACCUAGCCCAAGUUCAGCGGGCAGUCUGCAUGCUGAGCAACACCACAGCCAUUGCAGAGGCUUGGGCAAGGCUCGACCACAAGUUCGACCUGAUGUACGCCAAGAGAGCUUUUGUGCACUGGUACGUGGGGGAAGGCAUGGAGGAGGGAGAAUUCUCAGAGGCCCGAGAGGACCUGGCUGCCCUGGAGAAGGACUAUGAAGAAGUAGGAACUGACUCUUUCGAAGAAGAAAAUGAUGAGGAGUAAUUGUAAAAUACACUUUGC
Molecule: messenger RNA, 1443 nt
Organism: Eurypyga helias (sunbittern)
Lineage: Eukaryota; Metazoa; Chordata; Aves; Eurypygiformes; Eurypygidae
Gene: TUBA8
Product: tubulin, alpha 8
Exons: 5
Coding region: 280-1425 (381 amino acids)
Biological process (GO): microtubule cytoskeleton organization; mitotic cell cycle
Cellular component (GO): microtubule; cytoplasm
Molecular function (GO): GTP binding; structural constituent of cytoskeleton
Source: RefSeq, a predicted model, not a curated record